Nilaparvata lugens (brown planthopper) is the source of this 2331-nucleotide messenger RNA. Its product is annotated as BTB/POZ domain-containing protein 1. Gene Ontology annotation, molecular function: protein binding. Gene Ontology annotation, biological process: neurogenesis. Lineage: Eukaryota; Metazoa; Arthropoda; Insecta; Hemiptera; Delphacidae. The transcript has 5 exons. Gene Ontology annotation, cellular component: cytosol; P-body. The record is from RefSeq and is a predicted model, not a curated record. Bases 350 to 1687 code for a protein of 445 amino acids.
UAAAAUUCGAUUGCAGUUCAAGGACAUAAAAGGAUCAUUUUGAGUUUUUCAAAGCCUUUGCGUUGUUUAUGUUUUGAGACGCUAAAAAGUAGUUUUGUUUUAUUAUUUUGAUGAACUGAAGUUUUCCUAUUACAAAGAAAGAAUACUAACUAGAACUACGCAUUCAGUUUUUUGUUACAACGAAGCUCUUCUCCGUAAAAUAAAAGGUUAGUUUCCGUAAAUGUUGAUUAUUGAGUUAGGUUAAAAGUUUCUGAUUAAUAGUCGGCAUCUUCAAUAAACAGUUUUGUGAAUGUUGUUGUAAAUCCUCUGAUUUUAUUUUAUUAAUAUAGUUAAAAGUGAAAUUGCGGCAAUGAUGAAAAUGGAUUGGCAACUAACGAAAACAUCUUUAGGUGAAAGAUUCAAAGAACUAUAUAAACUUCAAGAAUGGACAGAUUGCUCGUUUUCAGUUGGAGAAACAGAAGCUGAGGUGGAGGUAAUCAAAUGUCACAAACUAAUUCUUGCUGCCAGUUCGCCAGUAUUCGAAGCACUGUUUUAUGGACCUCUUGCCGAAGUUAAUGAUGUUAUUAGAGUGCCUGAUAUGGACCCUUCAACAUUUAAGAUGUUACUAAGGUACGUUUACUGUGAUACAAUUAAAUUCAACAAUGUGAUAGAAGCCGGAUGUCUGUUAUAUGCGACGAAAAAGUAUAUGAUUCCUCACUUAGCUCGUUCCUGUGUAGACUACAUAGUGGAGCACACGCAAGUCAACAAUGUAUGGGAUGUGCUCUACGUGGCCGAAUCUCUCGAUGAAGAGGAAAUAUUGAAGCCUUGCAUCAAGGUGAUGAGCCAAUACUCUCCAGAGGCAUGGUCAUCGCCGUACGAGCACCUGAGUGCGUCAACACUGGCUCGGCUGCUCGAUCAGGACUCGAGCAAGAUGUCUGAAAGCGAGCUUUGGACGUUUGUAGUGAAGUGGGCACGAACUGAGUGCGAGAAGGCCGGCGUCGAGGUGUCCGGUAGCAAUGUGCGCAAGGCACUCGACGACGCUGGAGUCAUGGAGAAGGUUAGGUUCCUGACGUUCUCGUCGGAGGAGGUGGCGGGAGUGGUGAAGGCGUCGGGCGUGUUCAGUGGGGAUGAGAUCAACGAGUUGCAGGCGUGUGUGGAGCGGCGACCGGGCGCGGUGUUGCCAAGGGGAUUGGGCCGGGUCAGGGAGGCCCGGUCGCGUGCCUCGGUCGGCGACGGUCGCUGCUCGCGGGUCAUCCUCACCAAACGCAAGACGUGGACGUAUGGUGGCACCGUCUGCACACGUGUCAUGGCCGUCGACUCGCACGUGCUCGUGUGUGGCUUCGAGGUGUUCACGCGCAUUCCGAGCCUGGCCGACUUCUGUGUGUGGCGCGGCAACACGGAGCGCUACGACGAGCGGCUGUCUGUGCGCAUCACCGACUCAGACGGCAACGAGCUGUGCAACACCGUGCACCAGGCGCGCGCCGAAUUCAACGCCGCGCAGCUAGUGCGCCUUGACCGCGCCGUCUGGUUCUCCCCCAACCGCAACUACACCGUCGCCUUUGAGCUGUCGCCCGGUCAGUAUCCGCUCAGUCAGCUCUCCUCCACCGCCUCCAGCAAGCUGGUUUCCUUUCGCUUCGAAGACUUCACCAACUACCCUGAAGGUUAUCUAGAUUUUAGCUUUGUCAGUGCUGUGAUAUUCUCUCUUUAAUUCAUUUCCUAUACAACGUAGAACAUUUCCAAAUAGUCGGUAUUAUUAGUAUUUAAUCUUACUACUUCAAGAAAAGAUGAGUUUUAAUUUUAUUCUAAGUAGUGAAAUAAUUUUUAAUUUUUUCCCUUAUAAUGUAUUAGGAUAUCAUUCGUAUAUGAAGCUCCAUCCAGACAAAAGAUUACUGACAAGAACUUGUGUGUACAAGUUUAGACCAUUGGCAGUAUUCUACUGCUUGGUUCAGCACGAAUUUUUCUGCUGAUAAUAAAUACUUGAUGAUCCACAUAAUAAUUUUUUCAAACAAAGUUCAGUUAUUCUGGAUAUUGACCCCGAGGUUUACGAAACCAGUUUGGGCUGAUCUUACGAUGAUUUUUAAGAUUGUAGGGGCGACGACAAAGUUCUUGUUUGAUCAAUUUACUCAUCAUGUAAAUGAUAGAAGAUUAUAGACUCGUCUAGACUCGGCUAAAUAGGAUUUUCCACAAUAACAUGAUUUAAUAAACUAUGUUGAUUAUUCCAAGAUCACAAAAAUCUUGCAGUAAUGAAUAUUUCAACUACAUUUGUAUUUUUCUAAUUAGUGUUGACCAUUAGUCAACACUAAUUACACAAUUAUAAUCUAUAUGAAUCUUAAUAUCUUCAGAUGUUGAGGA